Homarus americanus (American lobster) is the source of this 1727-nucleotide messenger RNA. Its product is annotated as clotting factor G beta subunit-like. Gene Ontology annotation, biological process: proteolysis. The coding region runs from base 33 to 1412 and encodes 459 amino acids. Gene Ontology annotation, molecular function: serine-type endopeptidase activity. Lineage: Eukaryota; Metazoa; Arthropoda; Malacostraca; Decapoda; Nephropidae. The record is from RefSeq and is a predicted model, not a curated record. The transcript is spliced from 9 exons.
GUGUUGUGGAUCCAGGUGUGUGAGGAGGGAACAUGUGGGGCCAUACGCAGGUGUCUCUGGUGUUGGUGGCUCUUGUUGUGUUGGCCACAGUGGUAAACACUCAGAAACCGAUAAACAUACUGGACCUGCCGGCAGGGUCUUCCUGCACAGCUCACACAGGCGGCCCCGGAACCUGUAUUAAUAUCCGCAAGUGUCCAUUUGUUGGUCAGACGUACCGCCUCAACAUGCCAGUCAUAUGUGGGUACAGCGGCGUCUUCCCCAUUGUCUGUUGCCCUUCAACUGAAGCGGUCGUCGGGGACAUCUCUCCACCUGCCGUCAACUUCCAAUGUGGAACAAACCUCCAGAGAACUUUUAGCUUGUUACUCGAGAGUCCUGAUGAGGAGUUCAUCUUGAGGCCUGACGCUACCAGCAGCAGUCACUUCUCGUCGGAUGAAUUUCCUGUUCCCACCACGACCAUGAGGCCUAAGAGACCCACUACUCCCUCGGGGUCUGGCAUCCCCAGUCGACGUCGCCCUGGGAUUCCCAAGGCCGCUUAUAGUGAUCCGUUGGCGCGUGUGAAACGUCCACUUUCUUCUGCAAAGCGCCAACAAGGUGGACCGGCCGCAAAAGUACAACCUACGGUUUCAGCAGAAGCCUUUGAUAGUGUUGUCCCUCGCGUAGUUGGUGGAGUAAUAGCAGUAAAGAACGCCUGGCCAUGGAUGGCGCUGCUCGGGGACACCAAUGAACAGGGCAAGAUCAUUUGGUUCUGUGCAGGAGCGCUCAUCAACGAGCAGUGGGUCCUUACCGCUCUUCAUUGUUUCUUGUCCACGAAAGCGACAGUGGUGCGCCUGGGUGAACAUGACUACAAUGAUGACGGAGACGGAGCCGCUCAUGAGGACUUCGGUGUGGCAGAGACCAUCUUGCAUCCUGACUACGUGCACCCCCAGGGCUACCACGACCUAGCUCUUCUCAAGCUAAACCGUAGAGUGAUAUUGAAGCCAUUCAUCAACCCGGUGUGUCUACCGUGGGGGCAGGAGAGCAUGAACGACCUGACUGGCACGAAGGCUACUCUUACUGGCUGGGGUGCCACUCAGUUUGCUGGUGAGCCAAGCUCUGUGCUGCAGGAGGUGGAGAUAACAGUAUUCCCAUCCUCAGACUGUGACAAGAGUUACUCUACUCUAGAGGAUUAUCUCAAAGAGUUCCCAAGAGGUAUCGGGAAGGAGACCGUGUGUGCUGGAGACCGAGCGGGAGGAAGAGACGCCUGCCAGAGAGACUCUGGUGGCCCCUUGGUGUCGAGGAACUCAGCUGGGCAAUACACUAUGGCAGGCGUCGUGUCUCGUGGGGUUGGCUGUGGCCUCAAGGACUUCCCCGGCCUGUACGCCAACAUCCGUGAGGAGCAGUACCUCGCCUGGGUCAAGAAGACUGCCUUCUAAGAGCACCUUCCUCCUUCACAAGAAUUUUAUAAGACUUUCUGACCAAAUUUGAAAUCCAUUGAUAAACAUAGACCUAUAGUUGCAUAUAAGUUCAUCUCCUUGAAUUGGUAAAUGUUAUUUGAGUACUGAACAAGUGUGACCAUUAUUAUAUGAUACCGUUCACCAUGCCCAGUUAUGAACAAGUUAUGUGUUCCCCCUGAACCAUGUUAUAUGAAGAACAAUCAAGUUCAAUAUCAAGUUAUAAAGUUCUUACUGAGGAUCCAUUACGUUAUUUUAUGCUAUCAUUCUAGAAUAAAUAUUGAUCACCUGACACAA